AUGCCGGCAAAUCUCCCCUACGGAUUGAACCUACCCAACAAAAAUGCAACGAAACCGGGAAACGGGCAGAAAAGAAAAAACAUAUUUGACGACGACUCCGAUGAAGACCAGCAGACUGGCAAUGGUGCAAUUGAAGUCUCAACAAUUGGAGGGCUAGAGGAGCCACCUGCGAAGAAUAAACCCCUGUCAAGCGCAGUGCCACCCCCGAAACGCAAAAUUCAAUUCGGGAGCGGUCCCAAACCAACAGCCAAACCGCUCAGCAAGAACUCGCUAUUUGCAGACGAUGAGGAUGAAGACGAAGAAAGGGAAAAAGAGCAACAAGGCGCAAUGAACCUUGGAUUGAACCAGGUGAAGUCGAAGAAGCCGGCCGCCCCUGCCCAGAAAUAUACGAAUCUCGCCUCAAUGCACAGCAGCAACAUGCAUGCCAAGGCAGCCGAAGAACUCGAUCCAUUGAUCUACUCAUACGAUGAAGUAUACGACAGUCUGCACGCCAAACCCGCCAAGGCCUCUGUGGAAGCCAAGAGCGAAACACCUAAGUACAUGCAGAACUUGCUACAGAGCGCGGAGAUCCGGAAACGGGAUCAACUGCGGGCUAAGGAUCGCCAGCUAGCCAGGGAGCGUGAAGCAGAAGGUGAUGAGUUUGAGGACAAGGAGAAAUUUGUCACAUCUGCCUACAAGGCGCAGCAAGCGGAACUGCGGAAGGCAGAGGAAGAGGAAGCACGCCGUGAAAAGGAGGAGGAAGAAAGGCGCAAAAAAGGUGGCGGCUCUGGUAUGAUUGGCUUCUACCGAGACGUUCUGUCGCGAGGAGAAGCACGCCACGAAGAAGCCAUCAAGGCUGCCGAAGAAACUGCUCGCCGCGUCAAAGCAGGCGAGAUUAUCGAGGAUAUGGAGGAUAAAGAGGUUAAGACAGAUGCCCAGAAGGCGCAGGAUCUCAAUUCUCAUGGAGCUCGGGUUAUUGUGAAUGACGAGGGCCAAGUUGUUGACAAGCGCCAGCUAUUGUCUGCAGGACUGAAUGUGGCACCGAAACCGAAAGCUCAAGCACCUGCUGCCAAAGCAGGAGCUUCACGACCCACUGUUGGACGACCAGGUGCUGGUGCUGGUUACCAGGGUGGCCGUGGUGCCCAGCGGGCUCGACAGACCGACAUGGUCGCAAGCCAAUAUGAGGAGCGUGCGAGACAAGAAGAGGAGGCUGAGGCUACAAAGCAAAAGGAGAUUGCCGAAAAGAGUCGCAGUCGCAAGACCGAGAAAGAUGUGUCCAGCGCCAAAGAGCGGUACCUCGCAAGAAAGAGGGAACGAGAAGAGGCUGCCGCCAAGGAGAAAUCGAAGGGGGCCUAA
Molecule: messenger RNA, 1335 nt
Organism: Penicillium expansum
Lineage: Eukaryota; Fungi; Ascomycota; Eurotiomycetes; Eurotiales; Aspergillaceae
Product: splicing regulator NSRP1-like domain-containing protein
Exons: 1
Coding region: 1-1335 (444 amino acids)
Biological process (GO): regulation of alternative mRNA splicing, via spliceosome
Source: RefSeq, a predicted model, not a curated record